Pseudomassariella vexata is the source of this 528-nucleotide messenger RNA. Its product is annotated as 60S ribosomal protein L11. Gene Ontology annotation, cellular component: cytosolic large ribosomal subunit; ribosome. NCBI's taxonomy places the organism in Eukaryota, Fungi, Ascomycota, Sordariomycetes, Amphisphaeriales, Pseudomassariaceae. Gene Ontology annotation, biological process: translation. The transcript is spliced from 3 exons. The coding region runs from base 1 to 528 and encodes 175 amino acids. Gene Ontology annotation, molecular function: structural constituent of ribosome; RNA binding. The record is from RefSeq and is a predicted model, not a curated record.
AUGGUACGCCCUGCGGACAAGGCUCAGAACCCCAUGAAGGAUCUUCGCAUCCAGAAGCUCGUUCUCAACAUCUCCGUCGGUGAAUCUGGUGACAGAUUGACCCGUGCCGCUAAGGUGCUCGAGCAACUGAGUGGUCAGACUCCCGUCUACAGCAAGGCCCGCUACACUGUCCGAACCUUUGGUAUCCGCCGUAACGAAAAGAUCGCCGUCCACGUGACGGUCCGUGGCCCCAAGGCUGAGGAGAUUCUCGAGCGUGGCCUCAAGGUCAAGGAGUACGAGCUGCGCAAGCGCAACUUCAGCGAGACGGGCAACUUCGGCUUCGGCAUCAGCGAGCACAUCGAUCUCGGCAUCAAGUACGACCCCGCGAUCGGUAUCUACGGCAUGGACUUCUACUGCUGCAUGACCCGUCCCGGUGAGCGCGUCACCCGCCGCCGCCGCUGCAAGGGCCGCAUCGGUGCCAGCCACCGCAUCAACCGCGAUGAGACCGUCAAGUGGUUCAAGACUCGAUUCGACGGUAUUGUCCGAUAA